CACAGACGUCGGCGUUCGGCGUUAGCCUCGCCAUGAUGGCGUUACCUCCUGGGUCUCAGCCUCCUUGCUUGGAUUUGGUUCCGUCAUUGGAUCUUCUUGCCUCCGAUCACAGUGAGGAUGACGGCAACGGUGAUGAAGUGGUUCCAGAGCCAACCAAUGCGGAACUUUUGAAUGCGAUUCGGAGCUUUUGGAGUUCCAUGAAUGAGAAAAUGGAGACCUUGAACCGACGUAUUGCUAGUCUUGGUGGCCCCAUGGACAGAAGGCAAUCGAUGACUUCUGUGGCCUCUGACAAUAGCUCCCAGCCGGUGAAGUCUACUUCCGCCAAGAAAAGUCAGGCACUCAAGAGCGCUGCCAUGCAAGCUUUGGAGAUGGAUAUCUCCAAAAUCGUGCCCUUUCGCACCGUGCAGCGGCGUGGGACCACCGGCAGCCCCAACAUCACCGACUCUGCGACCACAGGCCGUUUCCGGGACAAGAAGCAGAGGCAGAAACCCAAGGACGUCACGAAUGUAACAGUACGAGUGGUGCCACUACCAGACCUUCCGCGGAAGGAUUUGUCUUCAGAAGUAGAUGAAGAUCAGAUCCAUGGGGCUUUUGCGGCAAAAGGGGCAGCGUCGCAACCAGAAGGCAGGGAGGCAAAGACUGCGGGCUCCAGUAUGCGGGCGUGCGGUGAGAGAGGCAGUUCUUUGCCUCGAGGCAGUUCCAGUGCGAGUGUUGAGAAACCUCCCAGCUCGCAAUCAUCUACAGCGAAAAGACUGACCGGGCAGAACUUGCGUGUCGAGGGCAUUGACAUGAACGAGGCCAGCAUGGAACCGAGAUCCAGCGGUGAAAGAAUGGCUUCGUUGCCCAGGGCCAAUUCCAGCGCCAGUGGUGAGCGAGCCGAUCGAGCUGCAAGCGCGCCGAACUCCCCACCCUCCCAAGCUGUUGGGAUGAGGCAUGAGAGAUCGGAUUCUCAACCGGGACCCAAUCACCGAACUCAGUCGAUCCAGAGCUCUGGGGGAGGCAGUGUGAGAGCUCGUCGCUCCAGCGUGGAUCUGCAGCGUGCCGUGUCCCGGGGCAACCUCACGGAGGUCUUCAAGGUGAGAGAAAGUCAACUCACAGCCGAUUUAAAGCCUUCCAGUGCCAGACCUCCCAGCCCUCGGGAUCCCUCCGGUGCCUCGGGGGACGGGUCAAUCGAGUCGCAUUCUCCUACGAAACCAGUGAGUUUGCUGGAGCAAUUGGACGUGCCGGCGGUGCAAGAACAUAGCCACGAAGACGAGGAGGAGGAUGUCGAAGCUCCCAGAUCCUGGUGGCGGCAUUUGAGCCCUUUGCAGACCUUUGUUUCAGGUCACUUGUCGAAGGCUUUGGGUUUGGUGCCCAUCUUAGACGGGACCGGCCCUUUCCGCUACCGGCAGAGGGUCUCGAUGCUUUACCACUGGCUGGUGAUCUCAUACCUGCUUUAUGGAAUAGUGACUGUGUCCUAUGAGUUGAGCCUUUGUCAUUUCGACAGCGGGAUGCAGCCAGAGAUUUGUGAUGCUUCCUGGCCUCCUUUGGCCGUCGAUUUGUUCCUCAUGCUUGGCUCUUGCUUGGUUCUCAUGAGCUUGGGUGGAUUUUGGAACUACGCGGACACCACGAAGCUUGUGGCCCAGAGUGCAGAGGAGCUGAUGUCCUACUGUGAACAGAACUCCCUGGAUGAAGCCUGGAAGAGCUGGAGCUGUUCAGAUGCGCUAUGGGCACUAUUGACCUGGGUCGUGCUCUUGAUAGGACGCUUUGGACUCUAUGGCUGGGCAGUCUGGAAAGGAGAGGAGCAGCUGGACUUGAGCGUGGUGACCUUUGCGAGCAAAUUUUCCAUCAGCACCGGAGUUUUGAUCUUUGCUUGUUUCUGGCAGGUGCGAACCUCUCAUGCCAUGGCAUUGAUCGUGAAUGCCUGGAGCGCUUGCUUGCUCAUGGGCGUGUGUUCCUGCAUGGAAUCUCGCAACACCUGGCGUCGCGUCAGCGGCCUCUUCCGGAAGACUUCUCGCACCUUUGAGCGCUGCUGUGGCGCCUUAGGCUUGAUCAUCGUGGGUUUGGUCUUCUCUGCGUUGUAUGACUUGCGACAAGGACGAGGUGAAGAGGUCUUGGCUUCCGUCUCCGUGGCAGUCAUCAUACCAGGUGUGCUUUGGACUCAUGCUUGCACCACUACAGCAUGCAAUCGACUACCAUCGCUGGUGACGUUAUGCGAGGGGAGUGACGAGGAUGAGGAUGAGGAGUACACAGGUUUGGCCAUGUUCUUGUCUUUGAGUGAGUGCGGUUUCUUCGUAUGGGAUACGUGUUUGACGGUCGGCCUGGUUCAGAAGUUCCUGUACUUCACCGCGGCCAUGGCUGGCACCAUCGGGUUUCAGACAGGACACUCGAGCUGUGCAGACUUUGGAGGAUCCAAGACAACUCCUGGUUUUUCUGGCUUAGCGCUAACUUGCCCAAGAGAGGCCACCGAUUGCUUCAUUAAUGGAGAUCGAAGCUCGAAUCUGGUUGGAAAAUAUCUAAUGACUGGGACAGCUAAGCUUUGCUGCGAAGAUUGUUUGAAUCCCUUUAUGAUUCGAUCUUUGUCGACUGGAGGAAUUCUUCUCGAGAAUGUUUGACUAUCGUGCUAGGCAACGGGUGGACGGAAGCUUCAAAUGAAGCACGAGACCAUUGGCCAUCCCCCGGCACGCGUUCUCUUGGCAAAGCCAACUUCUUCAACGCAACCUCCCAACAAUCGAAGAACCUUCUUUGAGUUCACAGCUGUCCUCUCCCUUUUGCUUCAUCAACAAACGACAAAAU
Molecule: messenger RNA, 2775 nt
Organism: Durusdinium trenchii
Lineage: Eukaryota; Dinophyceae; Suessiales; Symbiodiniaceae
Source: the annotation of a GenBank genome assembly